Messenger RNA from Cylicocyclus nassatus, 927 nucleotides. The record is from the annotation of a GenBank genome assembly. NCBI's taxonomy places the organism in Eukaryota, Metazoa, Nematoda, Chromadorea, Rhabditida, Strongylidae.
AUGGAUAUUUCAAUUGACAAAAGAAAAGAAAUUGUCAUAUAUGAAUCAUUCAUUCCAGUAAUCAUCGGAAUAUCUUUAACCGAUACAGUUUUUGGAUUGGCAUUUGUGAUGUCCGCCACAAGUCGGUUGGACAUAGUAGCAAAUAGCAUUAAUACAGGAAUUCCACUUAUACCACGAUGGGUAUGUGCCAGGAGAAUAUAUGUGAAUUUGAUUACAAUGGCAUAUCAACUGCAGGGGACGUUAUCGCUUGCAGUUGCUAUAGAUCGACUAUUAGCUGUAUCUAUACCUUUUCGAUAUUUGAAAUUUGGUCGUAAAUACAAUAUUACCCUGGCAACUGGACCUUAUUUACUGGUGGCAGCAGGCACAAUAACCAAUUUCUGUACCACAUAUCGUGACGAGACAUUGGUAUCAUCGUUUUGUUUAACUUUAAAUGCGCUUACCCCCCAGUUCUACGGGUAUAUGUUGCUUCUUCGAAUAGGCUGUAUAGCUUCAUCAGCUUUGAUCUAUGUUGUAAUUGUCACAAGAGUUAAUAAGCAAUUCACACAAAUGGAAAAGUCACAAGUCCGAAUUGUUGGUCAAUCACAUCAAUUUCAUAAUAUAAGAAGAACCACUUCUACCGUAGGUCUUUCCACAGCGCUUGCCGUUAUUUUCUUACUUAUACCAGACUUGAUAAAGUAUUUCGAUAUAUUUGGUUUGCAGACGAAUUAUAUAACGCUUCUAUAUUCUCUUUCAAUGGCAAAUGUGGACUUCAAUAUUCUGAUUGUUGCCUUUCGACACAAAGAGAUUAUCGCAAGUCUAAAGCGUAUAAUUUAUUUAAUUUUGCGACGAGACAUUGUGAAAUUGCCGCCAAAAGUUUUUGCGGCAACGACGAUAAACAAAAAAAUUCAUAGUAACGUGUAUACUAGCUCUGUGCACUUCAGUAAAUAA